This is a messenger RNA of Chaetomium fimeti, 3087 nucleotides long. RefSeq lists its product as uncharacterized. Gene Ontology annotation, cellular component: cytosol. Bases 1 to 3087 code for a protein of 1028 amino acids. The transcript is spliced from 3 exons. Gene Ontology annotation, molecular function: 5-oxoprolinase (ATP-hydrolyzing) activity. Lineage: Eukaryota; Fungi; Ascomycota; Sordariomycetes; Sordariales; Chaetomiaceae. The record is from RefSeq and is a predicted model, not a curated record. Gene Ontology annotation, biological process: glutathione metabolic process.
AUGCAUCUCAACCAACCCCCCCUACGCAUCGGCGUCGACGUCGGCGGCACCAACACCGACGGCGUGCUCCUCAACCCCCUCACCACCACCACCACCACCACCACCCCCACCGACCCGUCCCGCGGCAUCCUCGCCUGGACCAAGACCCCCACGACCGCCGACCCGGGCGAGGGCAUCGCCGCCGCCCUGCGCGACAUGCUCACCUCUCCCGCGGCGGCGGCUGCCGGCGUCCGGCCCGCCGAUAUUGCGUCUGUCACCGUCGGCACCACCCACUUCGUCAACGCCGUCGUCGAGCGGGAUGCUGCGCGGCUUUCUCGUGUUGCGGUGGUGCGGUUGUGUGGGCCGUUUUCGAAGCAUGUGCCGCCGUGUGUGGAUUGGCCGGCGGAUUUGAGGGGGAUUGUGCUUGGGUGGUAUGUGUUGGUGAAGGGGGGGUUGGAGAUUGAUGGGGGGGUGAUUGCGGAGGUGGAUGAGGCGGAGGUUGUGGAGGCGUGUCGGGAGGUGAGGGCGCGGGGGAUUGGGACGGUGGUGGUGAAUGGGGUGUUUAGUCCGAUUGAUGGCGUGGAGAGGCAGGAGGAGAGGGCGGCGGAGAUUGUGAGGAGGGAGGUGCCUGGGUGUGAUGUGGUCUUGUCGAAGGAGGUAGCUAAUCUGGGGUUUUUGGAGAGGGAGAAUGCCGCGAUUUUGAAUGCGUCCAUCUUGAAGUUCGCGAGGAGGACGGUGAAGUCGUUCCAGAAGCCGGUGCGGGAGCUGGGCAUGACUUGUCCGGUGUUUGUCACGCAAAACGAUGGGACGGUCUUGUCAGGUGAGAUGGCAGCACGGUUGCCCAUCCGGACCUUCUCGAGCGGCCCGACCAACAGCAUGAGGGGAGCCGCCUUUCUCAUACAGGGGAACGGAGACAAGAAUUCGGGGGACUCGGAAGGGGAAGCCAUGAUGGUCGUGGACAUUGGUGGUACAACAACCGAUGUCGGGCUGCUCCUCCCUAGCGGCUUCCCAAGACAGCAGGCUGCCUACAGUGAUCUGGCAGGCGUACGAAUGAACUUCUCGUGCCCUGAUGUCAAGAGCCUCGGUCUUGGUGGUGGAUCCAUCGUCCGGAAAGGGCCUCCUCCCAUGACUGUUGGCCCGGACAGCGUGGGCUACAAGCUAACCAAAGAAUCGAUCUUGUUUGGUGGAAACACGUUGACGGCGACAGACUGUGCUAUGUGUGCAGACCCGACUCUCGACAUCGGCAACACGGAGCUGGUCAAGGGAAUAUUAACCGAGCAGGAACUCGCCGAGUUCAAGGGCGUGGUCCAACAUAAGCUGGAGCGCAUCAUCGACACAAUGAAGACGUCGCCCGCCGACCUCCCCGUGGUGCUUGUCGGAGGUGGCGCCAUCAUCGCCCCAACGCAGCUCAAGGGAGCCAGCAAGGUGCUGCGGCCGAAGUGGUCACAAGUUGCGAACGCUAUUGGCGCGGCCAUGGCCCGCGUAAGUGCUGUCGUAGAUACCAUUAGGUCUACCGAAAAGAAAACAACCCAGCAGUGGCUCGACGAUAUCUGUAAAGAGGCUGUGGAAAAGACGGUUGCCGCUGGAGCUGCGAGGGAGUCCGUCGCGGUCGUCGAGAUGGAGACGCUGCCACUGCAGUAUGUUGCAAACAAAGCCCGUUUCAUCGUUCGAGCAGCCGGAGAUUUCGACAUGUCAAGAACAAACACGGCCGCAGAUACUGCGAGCAUGCUGGAAGCAGAUGCCGAAACUGAACAGCCCGAUAUUGUUUCCUUACAACCUCGUCAAAAGGCCACAGCCUCCCCAGAAGAACCGGACGUCGACAUCCCCACCUACCACCCCGACGUGCGCAACCGCGUCUGGUACAUCACCGAGACCGACCUCGCCUGGAUCUCCACCGGCUGCUACAUCCUCGGCACCGGCGGCGGCGGCUCGCCCUACCCGCACAUGAUCCUGCUCCGCCAACUCCUCCGUGCCGGCGCCGUCGUGCGCGUGGUCAGCCCCCAAGACGUGCCCGACACGGGCGCCGUCGGCUGCGGGUGCGGGGUCGGCAGCCCAACGGUAGGCAUCGAGAAGCUGCAGGGCGACGAGAUGAUGGAAGCCCAAACCGAGCUCUACAAGGUCUGCCCGGCCGACCAGCAAGCAACACACAUCAUCGCGCUGGAGAUCGGCGGCGGUAACGGCCUGCAAGGGCUCACCCUCGGCGCGAGCAGCAACAUGAACAUACCGUGCGUGGACGGCGACUGGAUGGGGCGGGCGUACCCGACCAAGUGGCAGACGACGCCCGUGGUCUUCGACGAGCGCUCGCCCAUCUGGGCGCCCGUGAGCAUCGCCGACGGCAACGGCAACGUGCUGGUCAUGCCCAAGGCGGCGUCGGACCGGCAGGUCGAGCGCGUCGUGCGCGCCGCGCUCAGCGAGAUGGGCUCGCAGGUCGCCGCCGCCGACCCGCCCGUCACGGGCGCCGAGAUGAAGCGCUGGGUGGUGGAUAACACCGUUUCGCAGGCGUGGCGCAUCGGUAGGGCUGUUGCGCGGGCGCGGGCCGAGAACCGUGUGGAUACCGUUGCUGAGAGCAUCGUGGAGGAGUGUGGGGGUUCGGGCGCCGCGAGGGUGCUCUUCAAGGGCAAGAUCGUGGGGGUGGAGCGGACGCUGAGGAAGGGGCAUGUCUAUGGGGAGUGUGUCAUUGAAGGGGGUAGUGUGGCUGAUCCUGAUUCCGCCAGGGGCGCUGGUGGAGGUAACUUCAGCGGCCGGAUCAAGAUCCCAUUCAAAAACGAGAAUAUUGCCGCCAUCAGGGUUCGUGACGACGGUCAGGAGGGUGAGCUGGAGAAUCAGGAGGAUGGGUUGGAGAAGCAGGAGGAUGUCCUCGCGAUCGUGCCUGAUCUAGUCUGCGUCAUUGAUGCCCAGAACGGCGAGGCAGUUGGCACGCCAGAGUACCGUUAUGGGCUCCUGGUCAUUGUCUUGGGCAUCGCGGCGUCAGACAAGUGGACGGGUUCACAAAGGGGCGUGGAACUUGGGGGCCCGAAGGCAUUUGGCUUUGAUCAUUUGGAAUACCAGCCGCUGGGAAGGUUCGUCAAGCCGGUUAGUGUUAUUGAUGAGUUUGAUGAAGGUUCGUAG